ACAUUGUUACAGUACCUUUGACAGCCAUUGUUGGUAUGCGUAAAUACCUUACCAAAAAUACAUACUCAGUGUUUUUUGUCACACAUUUAAUCUCCUUAUCCAGCCAAAGACAAUAUUCACCCUAACUGCACACUUGUCAUAAUUCAAAAUUUUAACUAUGGGCUUUUCUAACUGAUAUAUCCCACCUUGCCUGCAAACAAUAUGAUACUUAAAUUUUUUUAAUGCAGAACAUGGCACAUAUAAGGCGAAAGAUCUUUUUAUCACGUUCAUGUUUAUCAACACACCCUCAAAGAAUUUACCACCCGCAGAAAAAUAUUCCAGUUAAACAGAUUCCAAAAUUGCUGGGGAUUAUCUCAGGAACUCUAAUUCUAGAGAAUAGAGGAAGAACAAAUUACAGCAACAACAGCAGAGUGCAAGAUUUAGCGGCAAUAAAUAAUAAUAAUACAAGGUACUUUUUUUCUUCCCUUCCUCCUCACCCACAAGGGCAUGAACCAGUUUUCUCAGGUUCCUCUAAUUUGCACUCAAAACCCUCUUCUUGGGUUUCUAGGGUUUUAGAAAUUUUACUAAAUCCUGAUUCUAAUUCUAUUUUGGAGACUUCUCUGGAAGAGUUGUGCGCCGAAAGUUCCCUCAGACUGUCGCCACAAUUCAUUACACAUGUACUUAGAACGCCCAAAGUUCAAAAAUCUCCCAAAAUUGCAUUUAGGUUUUUCAACUGGGCCGGAAAACAACAGGGCUUUGAUCAUGAAUUAGCCUCCUAUGUUGCUGUGAUCGAUUCCUUGGGAGCCGUGAAGGAUGUGGACAGUAUUCGUGCUGUUGCGCCUGCAUUGAAAGCUAAGAUAUUCGAGAACCAUGAAAAUGUGGAAGAUACCAAAAAUUCUGGAAACCUUGAAAACGGGGAAAACCCAAAAUCUAAAUUAGAGCUCUAUGCGUGCAAUAUUUUGAUGAAGAACUUUGGUAGGACGGGAAUGGUGGAGGAAGCAUGGGACAUUUGGCAUGCAAUGAAGGAAAAUGGGAUUAAGCCCGAGAUUUUUACUUACAACUGUUUAAUUGAUGCAUUGGUGAACGGGGAUUGUGUAGAGAGGGCUGAGAGAAUUUUGGAAAUGAUGAUCGAAGAAGGUAGAGUUGGGUGUAGGGUUGGACCAGAUGUUGUCACCUAUAAUAUGAUUAUCAAGGGGGUUUGUAAAGCUGGAAGACUUGAGGCAGCCAUGGACUAUUUGAGACAAAUGGAGGUUAAUCAGUGUUUUCCUGAUCAGAUCACAUAUUUAACCCUUAUGCAGGCCUUUCAUGCAGAGGGUAGGUUUGAGCAGACUUUGUCACUUUUCCAGGAGAUGCCUGACAGAAAGUUAGCAAUCCCUUCCCAUGCAUACAAUUUAGUGAUUUGUGGACUAUGUAAUGAAGGUAGGCCAUACGAGGGCAAUAAGCUUCUAGGUGAUAUGUUGAGGAAAGAGUGCAAGCCUAAUUUGGCAAUUUAUACGACCCUCAUUGAUUCUUUUUUUAAAGUGGGUGACAAGGAGAAUGCCCUGAAACUUUUGGAACAGGUGCAGGAAAGGGGAUACAAAUUGGACAAGUUUACAUGCAGCACGGUUGUUAAUGGACUUUGUAAAGUUGGUGAAGUGGAACAGGCUUGGGAUUUUUUGGAACGGUCUCAGGUGCUUGGUCUUGAUGUCAAUGCAUUUUCUUACAGUGCAAUCAUUGAUGGGCUAAGUAAGGCUGGUAAAAUAGGGGAAGCAGAAAAGGUUUUUAGGGCAAUGUCUGAGAGGGGAUGUGCUGGAGAUGUAUGCUGCUUCAAUGCAAUCAUUGAUGGGCUUUGCAAAGCUGCAGAAUUACAGAAGGCUAUGAGGAUUUUGUGUCGCAUGGAAAGGGAGGGCUGUGAACCAACAGUUUACACCUAUACCAUAUUGAUUGAUGGACAUUUCAAAGUACGCAAUUCAGAGGCAGCUUUGAAACUGUGGGAUGAGAUGAUUGACAGGGGUAUUUCGCCAACUGCAGUGUCAUUUAGGACCCUUUCGACUGGUCUUUGUCUCUCAGGUAACGUGACUAGAGCAUGUAGAAUAUUGGAUGAACUAGCAACAAUGGGUGUGGUUCCUGAUACAGCAUAUGCUGAUAUGAUAAAAGUCCUAUGCAAGGCUGGCCGUGUGAAACAAGCAUGCAAGUUAGCAGAUGGAAUUAUAGACAGGGGUCGUGAAGUUCCUGGAAAACUGCGCUGUGCAUUCAUCAAUGCUUUGCGAAAAGCUGGAAAGGCAGACCUGGCCUUCAAAAUGGUGCACAGCAGGAUUGGCAUUGGGUACAAUAGAUCAGGAAGAAUAAAAAGGCGAAUUAAGUUCCGAACACUUGUAGAACCUGACAGGUAGAUGUGUUGGUCAUAUUCUCUAGUAGCAAUCCAGAUGCUUGGUGCAAUGCAAAAUUUCGAAGACUCGUUUUGAACAAAGGUGCCCAGGCAUUUUGGCAAUUUAAUAAAAAUAGUCGACUUCAACUUUUGGCCCUCUUCUUGCGAUACUGAGAACAGCAAUACCCUCUUGGGAAGGUCAGACAAUAUUGUGCCAUAAGUUAGCCCUUACAUUUCAUCCCAAAAGAAGGCUAGUUUGCAUUGAGAGGCCAGUAUCAUCUAAUCGAGCAAGUACAUAGACAUAUGUGAAGUUACUUUGCAGGAAUUCAAUGCAUUCAAAUGCAAGCUGUAGUAAUUUAAAUAGUUAUUUGAUCUUUUCUUUUCUUUUGAAUCAGCAAAGCAGUUCAUGAUUCAAUUGCUGUAUUAGCUCACUCAUUGUAAGUUUACUCUGUUCUGGUUGGUAACUAUUUUAUGAUUGUUUAGUUUGCUUAUUGUGUCUCUUUUUAUGGGUUAUAGAGGCAAUAAACCUCUAGCCCAACUUUGUUGGAGAAUUGCUCAACGUCAACCUUUUUCAAAUGCAAUUUAUUCCUCAAAGAUGUUCCGGGAGGUCCUCUUGAGGUUACAGUGUGCCUUUAAAGGCAUGCUAUUCUUGUUGAGAUAUCCGGCUAUAUACCGUUGGUGACCAACAAUGCUUUAUGGUAUGAAGAUCUGGGAAUCAUCUCGUUGACAAAGAAUUAUCAUAUUUGAAGAUCAUCAAUGAUCAUGCUCCAGCACAUUUAAAGCUUUUUGGAUUGAUCAUUGGCAUGACAGCGAGUACAUACAGAAAGAGGGAACAAAAGGCAUAUAGGUGAAAUGAUCUCAAGUCAUUACAUCCUCUAGGAGCAAUAUGUCUUACAUGGAUAUUACUGUACUCCACAUCCAGUUUUUUGCUGAGAACUCUCUUUUGAUGGAAUUGUUCCACAUUUUCAAUUAGAUUUCUGAGAUAGCUUUAAUCCUGGAGCAGCAUGGUGAGUGAAGUUAAAGAAAUGGUUCUUUAAGAACAUUUGUAUUGUUUUUGCUAAAUGUAGAAGGGCAAGAUUUUAUUUUAGAAGAAUGGUGCUCAUUCAUGCAAGCCAGCUCAAAUGAGAUUGAAUGUUUAAUGCUGGUGGAUUAAUGGGUUCUGCAAAGUGCUGCACUUGUGAUUCAAGCAAGAAGGCAAGGUUGUGAACUGCUACAGAUUCAUAUAAGAAGGGAUGUGAGCAAUAGAAAAAAUUAAAUUUGAAGACUUGAAAGCAGCCUUAAAGUUA
Molecule: messenger RNA, 3612 nt
Organism: Cryptomeria japonica (Japanese cedar)
Lineage: Eukaryota; Viridiplantae; Streptophyta; Pinopsida; Cupressales; Cupressaceae
Product: pentatricopeptide repeat-containing protein At1g03560, mitochondrial
Exons: 4
Coding region: 222-2351 (709 amino acids)
Molecular function (GO): protein binding
Source: RefSeq, a predicted model, not a curated record